Messenger RNA from Myotis davidii, 2618 nucleotides. RefSeq names its product isoleucyl-tRNA synthetase (gene IARS1). Gene Ontology annotation, biological process: isoleucyl-tRNA aminoacylation. Gene Ontology annotation, molecular function: isoleucine-tRNA ligase activity; aminoacyl-tRNA deacylase activity; tRNA binding. The record is from RefSeq and is a predicted model, not a curated record. Lineage: Eukaryota; Metazoa; Chordata; Mammalia; Chiroptera; Vespertilionidae. The annotation marks the transcript as partial. The transcript is spliced from 22 exons.
UCGCGGUCCGGCCUUGCGUCACCUCGGUCACCGAGCGCCUCGUGUGCGGCUCUUCACAGGCUCCCGUCGCGGACCUCAGCAACAAAAUGGUUCAGCAAGUUCCAGAAAACAUCGAUUUUCCUUCUGAAGAAGAGAAAAUCUUGCAGUUCUGGUCCGAAUUUAAUUGUUUCCAAGAAUGCCUAAAGCAGUCAAAACAUAGGCCAAAAUUUACUUUCUAUGAUGGGCCUCCUUUUGCAACUGGACUACCUCACUAUGGACAUAUACUUGCGGGGACAAUUAAAGAUAUAGUUACAAGAUAUGCGCACCAGAGUGGGUUUCAUGUUGACAGAAGGUUUGGAUGGGAUUGUCAUGGCUUACCUGUGGAAUAUGAAAUAGAUAAGAUAUUAGGAAUCAGAGGACCAGAGGAUGUAGCCAAAAUGGGGAUUGUGGAGUAUAACAAUCAGUGCCGAGCAAUUGUGAUGAGAUAUUCUACUGAGUGGAAGUCUACUGUUACCAGACUUGGCCGAUGGAUUGACUUUGACAAUGACUAUAAAACACUCUAUCCAGAAUUCAUGGAAUCUGUCUGGUGGGUCUUCAAACAACUUUAUGAUAAAGGCCUUGUUUAUAGAGGUAUGAAAGUCAUGCCUUUUUCCACUGCAUGCAACACUCCACUUUCUAACUUCGAAUCUCACCAGAAUUACAAGGACGUUCAAGAUCCUUCAAUAUUUGUUACCUUUCCUUUGGAGGAAGACGAAAAUAUAUCUUUGGUUGCUUGGACAACCACUCCCUGGACUCUGCCUAGUAACCUUGCCCUCUGUGUUAAUCCGGAUAUGCAGUAUGUAAAGAUUAAAGAUGUUGUCAGAGGAAAAUCAUUCAUUUUAAUGGAAGCCAGAUUACCGGCCCUCUACAAAUUGGAGAAUGACUAUGAGAUCCUUGAAAGAUUUCCAGGUGCCUCUCUCCAAGGCAAGAAAUACAGGCCCCUGUUUGACUAUUUUGUGAAGGUGAGCUUAGGGAGCUCUACCACAGUGCUCUCCACCACCCUCUGUAGUAUUGAUCACUGGACCAAUGUCAUGGUAGCUGGUGUGGGCUUCACAUUGUCUGAUUGUUCUACUCUUUCCAUGAAUGUGCUUGAAGCAGUCUACUUUAGUGUUAACAGGAUUCAGUUCUGUUUGUGUUGCCUUCUUUUGAAAACUGCACUACCUCCUCAUACACUUGAACUGUUUUAUUCUUCUCUCCUUUCCCCCCAGGAUGACUAUCGGGUCUGUAUGGACUUCAGCAUCAUUCAGAAAGAUUCUGUCCCUGUGUGCCCUGUGGAUGCUUCAGGCUGUUUCACAGCGGAAGUGUCAGAUUUCACGGGACAGUAUGUGAAGGAUGCUGACAAAAAUAUCAUCAGGAUGCUGAAGGAACAAGGCCGACUUCUUGUUGCCAGCACCUUCACUCAUAGCUACCCUUUCUGCUGGAGAUCAGAUACCCCCCUCAUUUACAAAGCGGUGCCCAGCUGGUUUGUGCGGGUUGAGCACAUGGUGGACCAGCUGAUGAGGAACAAUGACCUGUGUUACUGGGUCCCGGAGUUUGUGAGAGAAAAGCGGUUUGGAAAUUGGCUGAAAGAUGCACGAGACUGGGCAAUUUCCAGAAACAGAUACUGGGGCACCCCCAUCCCGCUGUGGGUCAGCGAGGACUUCGAGGAGAUAGUAUGCAUUGGGUCAAUGGCAGAACUUGAAGAACUGUCAGGAACAAAGGUCUCAGAUCUCCACAGAGAGAGCAUUGACCAUCUGACCAUCCCUUCACGCUGUGGGAAGGGAUUGCUGCGUCGCGUGUCUGAAGUGUUUGACUGUUGGUUUGAGAGUGGCAGCAUGCCCUAUGCUCAAGUUCAUUAUCCAUUUGAAAAUAAGAAGGAGUUUGAAGAUGCAUUUCCUGCAGACUUCAUUGCUGAAGGCAUUGAUCAAACCAGAGGAUGGUUUUACACUCUGCUGGUGCUGGCCACGGCUCUCUUCGGACAACCACCUUUCAGGAAUGUGAUUGUGAAUGGGCUCGUCCUUGCAAGCGAUGGCCAGAAAAUGAGCAAACGAAAAAAGAAUUAUCCAGAUCCACUUUCCAUCAUCCAUAAGUAUGGUGCUGAUGCCCUCAGAUUGUAUCUGAUUAACUCCCCUGUGGUGAGAGCAGAAAACCUCCGCUUUAAGGAGGAAGGUGUUCGCGAUGUUCUGAAGGACGUGCUGCUCCCCUGGUACAAUGCCUAUCGCUUCUUCAUCCAGAAUGUCCUGAGGCUGCAGAAGGAGGAAGAAAUGGAAUUCCUCUACAAUGAGAACACGGUUAAAGAAAGUGCCAACAUUACAGACCAGUGGAUCCUGUCUUUCAUGCAGUCGCUCAUUGCCUUUUUCGAGACCGAAAUGGCAGCUUAUAGGCUCUAUACUGUGGUGCCCCGCCUGGUCAAGUUUGUCGAUGUUCUGACCAAUUGGUAUGUCAGGAUGAACCGCCGAAGAUUAAAGGGCGAAAAUGGGAUGGAGGAUUGUGUUACAGCCCUGGAAACCUUGUUCAGUGUUCUGCUUUCUCUGUGCAGACUGAUGGUAAGAUUCUUUGCCCCAUAUACCCCUUUUCUCACCCCCUUCCCUGCAAUAACAACUAUACAGUUACCUGUGUCU